AUGACUAUCUGCCAUAAUAACGCCCGUACGUUUGCAUCUGAUGUGGCUAUUGAAGAUCUGAUGAUGCAAGCCAGUAAGUUUAAGAACGCUGUCAUCCGACUUACCGAGACAAGACAAUGCCACCCACACAACCUCGUAUAUGAAACUGCAGAAGGACAGUUCUUAGAAACAUCGAACAGUUGCGGAGUUGGUGGAGUCAGCGUCUUCGUCAACACGAAUAUGACAAUGAACAUCGAUUCCUUCGAACAAAUUACGACUCGAAUUGGAAGUAAAAGGUUCUGCCAGACUGAUCUGAUGUUGUUCCAAAGUUCUGUGCGGUUUCGGAAAAUCGACAUCAACAGGGAUCUCUUCGCUAUGCCAGCCGCCUCUGGAGAAGAUUCAGCAAAAGACAACAUUGACGAAGAAUACGACCUGCUUGUUGGCCUUCAACUUUCCUGCAGGAGGAAGGCUGAAAGUUUUGAAACCAUCAAGAGACGCCUGUCUCCAGCAAUUCUUGAGCUGAUACGCCGGCGUGUCAUUUCUUCAGAAGUAUAA
This is a messenger RNA of Necator americanus (New World hookworm), 534 nucleotides long. RefSeq lists its product as uncharacterized. The transcript has 2 exons. Lineage: Eukaryota; Metazoa; Nematoda; Chromadorea; Rhabditida; Ancylostomatidae. The record is from RefSeq and is a predicted model, not a curated record. The coding region runs from base 1 to 534 and encodes 177 amino acids.